AUGAAUGUGACAACAACCACUUUGCAGAAUUUAACACUCGUCAUGUUUGCUGAAAUUAACGUGAAAGAGGGCUGGAACAGUGCUGGGGUGGUACCAGCUUUGGAAAUGGCGGUUCAUGACGUGAACGCUGACCCAAACGUCCUUCCAGGGUAUCAUUUGAACUAUGUUGCUAUGGAUACAAAGUGUAAUGAGGGAGCUGCUGCCGCCGCUCUGGUUAGAGCUAUCCAACGUCCACCCCAAAAGAUAAUACUGAUAGGUGGAGGGUGCAGUGUAUCCACGCUUGCCACUGCUCAGACGACUCCCUUUUUUAAUCUUAUUCAGAUCUCAUACGGUUCUUCACGUCUGAAGCUUUCGAAGAGAGACAUCUACCGUACGUUUUGGAGGAACAUCCCCACCAAGGGCUCUUAUCUCAAAGCUCAUUUGGCCAUUGUAAAGCACUAUGGAUGGAAACGAGUUGCCACCAUAGGAAACGAAUGUCAAGAGGAUAUGGCAGUCCUUCACAAGUUAUUUCAAAGCAAUGGUAUCGAGAACUUGGCUUACCAUACCGUAGGCGAUAUAGACGAAUUGUCAGAUGUACAGAUACAGGACCUCAAGAAUCGUGACGCACGCAUUAUCAUCUUCGACGGCUAUGAGCAAACCUUCCGUAGAAUUCUUUGCAAGGCUUAUCGGUUCGACAUGAGCGGCGGGAAAGUGGUAUGGAUAUUCAACGGGUGGUAUAGUAAAGGCUGGAUGUCAGUCAAUGAUACGGUUUGUGAUCCGUCGGAGGUCAAGGCCGCCGCCGAGCACGGGCUGACCUUGAUGGAGCUUAUGACCUUUGAGAAGUUUACUCAUGGUCAGGAGACUAUAAAUGGGCUGACAUUUGAUCAGUAUGAAAGACGCUAUAAACAGUGGCCCAGUUUUGAAAAGUAUGGUUUUAACGAGUACCACCCCUAUGGCUAUGACGCCAUAUGGGCAGCUGCAUUGGCCCUGAACUCUUCUAUUCCUGAAGUGGCUAAACAGGUCGUCACGGAGGUUUUUGACGGUGAAACAGUUGUCAGGCCAAAGCGGCUCGAUGACUUCACCUACGAAGACAGUCACCUGUUGGAUGUACUCAUGGAGGAAUUGAAGAAAACAAAUUUUACAGGAAUGACAGGUCCAAUGUCAUUCUAUGAAAACGGCAGCAGGCCAUGGCAAAUUGAAAUCACCCAAGUACAAGACUCUGUCCAAGUGGCUGUUGGGGUGCACAACGAGAUCACAGGGCAUAUAAGCAUUGAUGAAUCGUUGUUAAAGUGGGCUGGUGGACAAGUACCCCUUGACCACACCCCUGUCGUAAACAGAAUGUCGUACAUAGAUGGCGCUCUGGCAGCUGUCAUCACUGGUCUCGCAGGGCUUGGGAUUUUACUUGGGCUGUCUCUGCUAGUGUUUAACAUCGUCUUCAUGAAUCAUCGCCACAUCAAACUGUCAUCACCAAAUCUUAACAACGUCAUAGCGACCGGGUGUGUUGUGGCAUUUAGCUGCGUGCCGUUUGUUGCACUGGACACCCGUCUUGUUCCUCCAGAUGUCAUGCCAGCGAUGUGCAUGACAUCAGGCUGGUUGCUGUCCAUAGCAUUUAGCCUCGCGUUCGGAGCCAUGUUUGCCAAGACGUGGCGUGUCUAUAAGAUCUUUAGAAACAAGUCUGGGAGAAUGAGAAAGCCCCUGCAGGAUAAACACCUGUUGCUGGGGGUGGCGUUUUUAGUUAUGGUGGACGUGGCUGUAAUGGUGACGUGGACAGUGAUUGAUCCAAUGUACUUGACGUAUCAUAUCCAGACAGACACGGAAACGGACGGGAAACGCCUGAUAACGAAACACGAGUCCUGUACGUCGGAGUUAAAGACGUAUUGGAUUGGCGGUCUGCUGGCAGAGAAGGGAUUGCUUCUGAUUUUUGGGUGUUUUUUAGCCUUUGAGACAAGAAAGGUCUUUGUACCGGAGUUAAAUGAUUCAAAGUAG
Molecule: messenger RNA, 1965 nt
Organism: Lingula anatina
Lineage: Eukaryota; Metazoa; Brachiopoda; Lingulata; Lingulida; Lingulidae
Product: gamma-aminobutyric acid type B receptor subunit 2-like
Biological process (GO): gamma-aminobutyric acid signaling pathway; G protein-coupled receptor signaling pathway
Cellular component (GO): G protein-coupled receptor heterodimeric complex; membrane
Molecular function (GO): G protein-coupled GABA receptor activity
Source: RefSeq, a predicted model, not a curated record